UAAAAUGUCAUUGUGGUACGCAAUCGGCAGCCCGACCGGCAAUAAGGUCCUUCGCUGCGGAGUGAGGAGUAGCGUGUGCUAUGGCCGCCCCAAAGAAAGUCUGCAUCAUCGGCUCCGGCAACUGGGGCUCUGCCAUCGCCAAGAUCGUGGGCAGCAACGCAGCGCAGAGCUGCAGGUUCGACAGCACAGUCAACAUGUGGGUGUUUGAGGAGACCGUGAACGGCCGCAAGCUCACCGAAAUCAUCAACGCCGAACACGAAAACGUCAAGUACCUGCCGGGACACAAGCUGCCCCCCAACGUGUGGGCUGUUGCAGACCUGGUGGAGGCUGUGAACGAGGCAGACAUCCUGAUCUUUGUGAUUCCGCAUCAGUUCAUCGGAAAAGUGUGUGACACCAUUAAGGGAAGAAUAAAGCCGGACGCCCUGGGGCUGUCCCUCAUUAAGGGUGUGGACGAAGGUCCCGACGGACUGAAGCUCAUCUCUGAUGUCAUCCAGGAGAAGCUGGGCAUCACCAUGAGCGUGCUGAUGGGAGCCAACAUCGCCAACGAGGUCGCUGACGAGAAGUUCUGCGAGACCACCAUCGGCUGUAAGAACAAGGAGCAUGGAGCCCUGCUGAAGGAGCUGAUGCAGACCAGAAACUUCCGGAUCACGGUGGUGGAGGAGUCAGAUGUGGUGGAGAUCUGCGGAGCGCUGAAGAACAUCGUGGCGGUAGGCGCGGGGUUCUGUGACGGCCUGGGCUACGGGGACAACACCAAGGCAGCUGUGAUCCGUUUGGGGCUGAUGGAAAUGAUCGCUUUCGCACGGAUCUUCUGCACGGCGGGGCCCGUCUCCUCCGCCACCUUCCUGGAGAGCUGCGGGGUCGCCGACCUCAUCACCACCUGCUACGGCGGACGCAACCGCAAGGUGGCUGAGGCCUUUGUCAAGACCGGGAAGUCGAUUGAGGAGCUGGAGAGGGACAUGCUGAACGGGCAGAAGCUACAGGGUCCUGCUACAUCCGCCGAGGUCCAUCACAUCCUCACCAUGAAGAACAUGGUGGACAAGUUCCCCCUGUUCAACGCUGUGUAUCAGAUCUGCUACCAGAGUCACCCCGUCACAGAGUUCAUCAGCUGCUUACAAAACCACCCCGAACACAUGUAACUGACCAAUCACAGUGCCCAGGCCAGGAAGGAGGGCUGGGAAGAGGGUCCUUUUAACAGUCACACUUUUUCUAACAUGAAAUGAGCACCUAAAAAGGCUGGGACACUGGACUCUAAACUGUGUGGGGUGACAUGCCUACAUCCUGACCUCACCAACAUGGCCUCCUACAGGACACUCUCUGUCACAUAAUCACUGUGCCUGCGAUGUCACUUCCUUUGUCUGGUUUAUACUGUUUGUAUGGACAUUGAGUAAACCCUUAUUUGUAAGCCGCUGGCAUGAGAGUGAGUGCAGGAGAGAAAAGGCCUUCGCUGUAUGCAGUGUGUUAGAGAC
This is a messenger RNA of Megalops cyprinoides (Indo-Pacific tarpon), 1466 nucleotides long. RefSeq names its product glycerol-3-phosphate dehydrogenase [NAD(+)], cytoplasmic. Gene Ontology annotation, cellular component: glycerol-3-phosphate dehydrogenase (FAD) complex; cytosol. The record is from RefSeq and is a predicted model, not a curated record. Gene Ontology annotation, molecular function: NAD binding; protein homodimerization activity; glycerol-3-phosphate dehydrogenase [NAD(P)+] activity. NCBI's taxonomy places the organism in Eukaryota, Metazoa, Chordata, Actinopteri, Elopiformes, Megalopidae. Gene Ontology annotation, biological process: glycerol-3-phosphate catabolic process; carbohydrate metabolic process. The transcript is spliced from 8 exons. The coding region runs from base 81 to 1136 and encodes 351 amino acids.